UCUAAACUCAGUUGGGUCCAGCGGGCCAUGAUUUGCGGAUGGAUGAGCUAGAGCUCAGCAACAUCGGGCGCGAGCACGAUCGUCACAGGCUAGAGAGGUCGAGCAGCUGCGAGAUCACUGCAGAAUGCGUCAGGCAGCAGCUGAAUCUUGCAUUUCGCCGUCAAAGCUCGAGCGGCAGUCUCAGUGAGGGUGGGCCGAUCCACAGCCUUGAUGUGGAAGCCUUGUCGCAGCGCUUGGGCGUUCGCCUUGAGGACCGGGAGCCGAGCGGCUUGACUUCAGAGGAGGCGAAGAGGCGGUAUGAGAAGGAUGGGGCCAACAUGCUGACACCUCCAGAGGUUGAGAACCUCUGGGUGAAGCUGUUGAGGACUGCCUUCUCGGGUUUGCUGAACACCCUCCUGUGGAUUUGUGUGCUUGCAGAGGUUAUGUUGCUGAAGUUUUAUCCUGACAAAGACGCAGUGACGCCAGCGAUUCUUUCCCUGGUCAUCUUGGUUACUGCCUUGCUCCAGUGGUACACGGAGUUGAAGGCAGAAUCUGCCAUGGAAGCUUUGCGUGGCCUUCAAGUUGUGGAGCCCGUUUCUGCCGUCCGCGCGCGGACUAGCGUGAAUUUGGAGCCCGAAGAGCUGGUCGUCGGUGACAUCAUUUAUCUCAAAGCUGGUCAGCGAGUUCCGGCAGAUGUUCGGAUCCUGCACUGCAGCAACAUGGAAGUGGACAACUCGGCUCUCACUGGUGAGACGUUGCCGGAGAUGCGCUCCCACAAAGCUGAGCCUCCAUCAAUGCCAGCGACGGAGGCUCGAUGCUUGGCUUUCUUCGGAACUGCAGUUCUCAAGGGCACUGCGACCUGCGUUGUCUACGCAACCGGAGAUCAAACUUUCCUAGGCCGCAUUGCGAGCACCAUGAAGAACAAGCCGCCGAGAUCAUCCCUGGAAAUCCAGAUCGAGCACUUUGUACACACGAUAGCAAUGAUAGCCAUAGGCCUCGCUAGCUGCGUUCUAUUCGCUGAUUUGAUUGCCCCGAGGCAGCGCAGCGCUGCAGAAAUCUUAGAGAACUGUGCCACGACGUUGUUCACGCAGGUGCCUGAAGGGCUGCUGCCGACCGUGACCUUCUCAUUGAUGAUCGCAUCCAGAAGGAUGUCCAGGAUCAACGUGGUGGUCAAGAAGCUGGAUGCCAUCGAGUCCUUAGGCUGUGUGUCCACAUUCUGCUCUGACAAAACUGGAACUCUUACCACUGGCGUGAUGCAGGUGCAGCACAUCCUGAUACCGCUUAAGGAUAAGGCAGCGCUUUUCAGUCCUGAUGAUUUGGAGGCCGAAGCGGUCAAAAAGGAUGAACGGCUGACUGCUCUUGCCGUGGCGGGGCUGCGAAACAACAAGGCUCAGGUGUUGCCAGCCGCCCGCGAGGUGGUCGGGUCCCCGACGGAAGUCGCCAUAUUCAAGGCAGCCGCUGCAAUGCUGGGAAUGACGUUUCAGGACGCGGAGCCGGAGCAGGCUUUCUUCGAAAUACCUUUCAGUUCGGAGAACAAGUGGAUGCUCACCGUGCACAAGCUGGCGCAUGGAGAGGAUUACCCCUUUGAAGUCAUAGUGAAGGGUGCUCCGGAAAAGAUCCUGGACGUGUGCGGCGAACAUGCUGCGAGCUCUUCGCUGCAAUCCUCACUCAGCGAUCUGUAUGGCAGGGGCUUGCGUGUGCUUGGGCUGGCACAGCGCCGGCUGUUUGCGGCAGAAGUGCCUGACGAUCAAGACUUUCAAGGGUGCGAAUUUUCCGACUGCAACUUCCCGGUGUCCGGUUAUGACCUCCUUGGCUUUUUCGCGAUUGAGGACCCGCCUCGGCGUGGAGUCAAGGAGGCUGUUGCCAAAUGCCGGGAUGCAGGGGUCAAGGUGGUCAUGGUGACAGGAGACCACCCCUCCACAGCACAAGCUAUUGCAAAGAAGCUGUCCAUCAUGCCAGAGGUCAGUAGCUCCUUCGAGGUAUUUCAAGGCGUAGACUUGGAUGCACAUUUGCCUCCGGAGGACGGCUUCAGCACGGCUUCCGAUGCGAGCGUGCAGGUGUUCUGGCGGCAGGCAGUCGAGAAUGCAAGGGUCUUUGCUCGUGUCUCUCCGCUUCACAAGCGUGUCAUUGUGCAGGCAUAUCAACACUUCGGUCAAGCUGGUUUGGGCGACAUCGUGGCCAUGACUGGUGACGGAGUGAACGAUGCACCUGCGCUGAAGCAAGCGGAGGUUGGAAUAGCAAUGGGAUUGCGAGGGACGUCAGUUGCCCAGGAUGCAGCUGACAUCAUUCUCUUGGACGACAACUUCUCUUCAGCCAUCGAUGGUAUGGAGCAGGGAAGGCUUUCCAGCGAGAACCUUCAGAAGUCCAUCAUGUACACACUAUGUUCUAAGCUGCCGCAAGUUAUGCCGUCCCUAAUGGAGGCAUUUGGGAUGCCCUUGGCGCUCGCAGCAGUGCAGGUCCUGCUGAUUGACAUUGGCACUGACAUUUGGACAGCAGUUGCCUUUGCGGCGCAAGGGGCUGAGGCCGCACUCAUGCAGAGACCGCCUCGACAUCCUCAGCGUGAGCGGAUGGUCGGGAGCAGGAUCCUGGCAUUUAGCUACGGCUACAUGGGUUCCUUGCAAUGUGUCUUUUGCUGGUUGAUGUACUUCCUCGCAACUCCUGGGAUUGGAAGCCUACUGAAAGCACAUGAACCUCUCAGCGAGUACUCGCAAGAAGAGAGGACUACGGAGAGACGCGGCAUGACUGUCUACUAUUGGACCCUUGUCCUGGGCCAGGUGGCCGCGGCUCUUUGCGCCACAACGAAGCGCCAGCCUUUGUUCGGUGAAGGUGGGUAUGGGUCACCAAACAGCUUGCUCAACAUCACCUUGGUGUGUGAGCUUAUCCUGAGCCUUGUGGUGAUGCACACUUCAUGGCUCGCCCAAGCCUUCGAGAUGGAGUUGCUGCCGUGGUGGCCGUGCUUGCUUCUUCCACUUUCUGCAUUGCUGAGCAUCACUGCAGUCGACGAGUGCCGAAAGAGAUUCGGUCCUGGAGGUUGGCCAACAUGAAGUGAAUGUGGCUGCCAGAGGAUUCCGGCCAAAGGUGCCAGAGUCGCCAAAAAAUCACAGCACCGCGGAGGAGCGCGCUGCCAGUGCG
Messenger RNA from Effrenium voratum, 3111 nucleotides. The record is from the annotation of a GenBank genome assembly. NCBI's taxonomy places the organism in Eukaryota, Dinophyceae, Suessiales, Symbiodiniaceae.